Osmerus eperlanus (European smelt) is the source of this 2185-nucleotide messenger RNA. It is a transcript of the gene cyp1b1, whose product is annotated as cytochrome P450 1B1. Gene Ontology annotation, molecular function: iron ion binding; steroid 17-alpha-monooxygenase activity; oxidoreductase activity, acting on paired donors, with incorporation or reduction of molecular oxygen, reduced flavin or flavoprotein as one donor, and incorporation of one atom of oxygen. The record is from RefSeq and is a predicted model, not a curated record. The transcript is spliced from 3 exons. Gene Ontology annotation, biological process: hormone biosynthetic process; progesterone metabolic process. NCBI's taxonomy places the organism in Eukaryota, Metazoa, Chordata, Actinopteri, Osmeriformes, Osmeridae. Bases 466 to 1953 code for a protein of 495 amino acids.
UGAUGCUAUUUAACACUCCUCUGUUUAUGAUAAAUCAUUUGACUCAGGGCUGUCAGGUGUUUGAUAGACUACUUGUGGAGAACGAGUGGAGUGCCUGGAACUUUGCGAUACGUUAGGUGAAGAUGGUUGUAGAGACAUUGGAAAAUGAUUGGCUAUAGACUUUUUAAUAAUCCGUUAUGAGGACACAACAAUCGGACAUCUCGAUCGUCAAACGUUACCAAUUCAAGUGAUGGAUAUAAACUUUUUACAAACAGCAAAGUAAUUGUCGAACAUCUAAACAGACAAAAUAUCGUCGCAUUUAAGAAACUUUGUGUCAAAACCCAAAGCCUUUCUUUAAGGACGCAACUUAUUAGGCUAACUGCAAGGCUUCAUUAUGAACGUUCUAGUUAUGUUUAAGGAGGUCAACCGCUUAUCAACACAAGCUAUACUACUGGCGUCUGUUACUGUACUGUUUACCAUUUACCUAUGGCGAUGCAUUCGGCCAUUCGGCAGUACUGGGACGUACACCAUCCGCCAGGACCCUUCCCGUGGCCGGUUAUCGGUAAUGCUGCACAGAUAGGCAACAUGCCUCACCUCUAUUUCUCUCGCAUGUCUCGGAUAUAUGGGAAUGUAUUUCAAAUCAAACUCGGCCUCCGGACCGUGGUGGUGCUGAACGGCGACGCAAUCAGACAGGCGCUCGUAAAGAAAGGAAAUGAUUUUGCGGGAAGACCAGACUUUACUUCUUUUAAAUACGUUUCGAAUGGCAAUAGUCUUGCUUUUAACACAUUCACUGAGUGGUGGAAAAUUCAUCGAAAAAUUGCUCAGUCAACUGUAAGGACGUUUUCUACUGGGAAUAUAAACACCAAAAAAGCGUUUGAGAACCACCUAAUUUGUGAGGUCAGGGAGCUGCUUCAGCUGUUCAUUAAAAAGACCGAAGAAGAAAAAUAUUUCCAACCUGCUGCAUAUCUAGUGGUCUCAACGGCCAACAUAAUGAGCGCGGUGUGCUUUGGAAAGAGAUACUCUUACGAUGACGCUGAGUUUCAGCAAGUGGUGGGACGAAAUGACCAAUUCUCCCAAACAGUGGGGGCUGGAAGCAUUGUGGACGUGAUGCCCUUCCUUCAAUAUUUUCCCAACCCAAUCAAAACAAUAUUUGAUAAUUUUAAGGCUCUAAAUCGGGAAUUCAGCAUUUUCAUCAUGGAGAAAGUAGUCGAUCACCGAAAGACAAUUGAUUUAAGCACAAUUCGGGACAUGACAGAUGCUUUCAUUCUGGCAUUUAAAAAUGUCAGCGGUAACACGAACGAAUUAUAUCCUCAUUGGAAGGACUACGUGUCUCCCACUAUAGGUGAUAUUUUUGGAGCAAGUCAAGACACACUGUCAACCGCACUUCAGUGGAUCGUCCUUAUUCUCGUGAGGUUUCCGGAAUUGCAGUUGCGUCUCCAGAAUGAAGUGCACGCUGUGGUGGAACGCAGUCGGCUGCCAGUCAUCGAGGACCAGGCUCAUUUGCCUUAUGUCAUGGCCUUUAUCUAUGAAGUAAUGCGCUUUACUAGCUUUAUGCCUCUCACCAUCCCCCACAGCACCACCACCGACACCUCCAUCAUGGACUACAACAUCCCCAAGGACACUGUGGUCUUCAUCAAUCAGUGGUCCAUCAACCAUGACCCAAACACAUGGGCCGAUCCAGAAACCUUUGACCCCCAGCGCUUCCUGGACCUGGAUGGGAACCUGAACAAGGACCUGACAAGCAGCGUGCUCAUCUUUUCAAUGGGCAAGAGACGGUGCAUCGGUGAGGAGCUGUCCAAGAUGCAGCUCUUCCUAUUCACAUCACUGCUGGUCCACCAGUGCCACUUCAGUGCAGACCCAGACAAGCCGGUGACCAUGGACAGCAUAUAUGGCCUGACCCUGAAGCCUCAACUCUACUCUGUGGCAGUGACGCUACGAGACAACAUGAAUCUUCUGGAUGAGGUCUGCAUAUAGCCCGUACGUAGAGGGCCAAGACAACAGAAGACUGCUUAACUCGUUACAAAAGACAAUACAAUUAAUGAAGGUUGAAGGACAAUGAAGUAGUCUUAUUAACUGCAGUUUCAUCCUUGAGUGCCAUCAGGUAGUUUAUAGUUAUGCUAAGUGAGCUCAUUAAGGAUAAGGACAAAUAUGCAAAGUCCAAAUGUGCUCAUAAAUGUAAUAAUGGACUCAAAUAACUCAGGUUAAA